AUGAAGGAUGUGGUAUGUGGAACCUUAAGGAGAUGGAGGAAGGAGAGAAGAGAAGGGAAGAGGAAGAAGAAGAAGAAGAAGAAGAAGAAGAAGAAGAAGAAGAAGAAGAAGAAGAAAAGAAGAAGAAGAAGAGCAAGAGUUGUUCCGAUCGGUGAUGAAUGUAUCGCGGGAGGGAUCAUCAGCCAGACAAGAAAUCGCCCCAACGACACACCUACGCCGAUACUGCCCCGCCGCAUUUCGUCUAUCGAGUCUCGAGCAGCUGGCAGGCAUCUUCAGCAGCAUCACCAGCAGCAGCAGCAGAAGCAGCAGAAGCAACGGUCUCCUCCCCGUCUUUGCUUGCUGCGAUCCGCCUUCUCUCUAUUACGGAGUUGA
Messenger RNA from Tricharina praecox, 372 nucleotides. RefSeq lists its product as uncharacterized. Bases 1 to 372 code for a protein of 123 amino acids. NCBI's taxonomy places the organism in Eukaryota, Fungi, Ascomycota, Pezizomycetes, Pezizales, Pyronemataceae. The transcript is spliced from 3 exons. The record is from RefSeq and is a predicted model, not a curated record.